AUGGAGAGGGAUGGCUCUUUGGGUUGUAAUUGUCCAAAGUUUGAAAUGGAAGGAAUUUUGUGUUGUCACUCAUUGAAGGUUAUUAGAGACAUAUUGAAGAUGAAAGAGGUUCAUCCACAAUACAUUCUAAAAAGGUGGAUGAAACAAGCAAGAGCCGAAACUGUUAAGGACAUUACGGGGAAUGACAUUCAAGUAGAUGUGAAAUUCCAACAAGCCUCGCGGUAUAAGACAUUGAUGACCGCAUUUAGAGCAAUAACAUGUAGAGCUGCAGAAACUGAAGAAACUUAUGAGUUUUCUAUUGCACAGCUUGCUACAUUAGGUACAAAUGUUGAACGCAAGUUAAGUGCUCAUUUUGGUGUUGAAAAUGAAGUAAGUAAUGAUGAUGCAACCCAAAGCUUUGAAUUGGAUUGCGAAGAUCUGAAUCAUGUUGUGCAACCAAAAGGAAUGAAGAAAAAGGUGGCAACUAGUAAGGGAAAAAAGAGGGUAAAAGUUACACCUUCUCCAUUAUCUGUUGGAGGAGAUAUCUAUGUUCAUCAACAUGUUCCUCCUCUUCAACCACUUUCUCAUCUUCAUCCUGCUCCUCCAUCUGUGGCCAUGAGUGGAGGUGCUUGUGUUGAGUGA
Molecule: messenger RNA, 621 nt
Organism: Camellia sinensis
Lineage: Eukaryota; Viridiplantae; Streptophyta; Magnoliopsida; Ericales; Theaceae
Source: RefSeq, a predicted model, not a curated record